This is a messenger RNA of Tarenaya hassleriana, 1203 nucleotides long. Its product is annotated as protein LOW PSII ACCUMULATION 1, chloroplastic. Bases 61 to 1086 code for a protein of 341 amino acids. The record is from RefSeq and is a predicted model, not a curated record. NCBI's taxonomy places the organism in Eukaryota, Viridiplantae, Streptophyta, Magnoliopsida, Brassicales, Cleomaceae. The transcript is spliced from 4 exons.
AAUAAAUAAAUAAAUAAAUAACAAAACCACCUAUGAACACAGGAAGCUCCAGAGAGACCAAUGGCUCUUCUGGUCUGGUCCCAGUCUCUCAUUCAUCUUUGUCGAAUAACCCAAACCCAGAAUCCAACGAAACCCUCCACUCGUUGCGAAUCUUCCCGCCGUAAUUACAGAGAAAGAUUUGUUUUUUCUUCCGAAAACCCUAGAUUUUGGCCUUUGAAUACCAGAAAGCAUCGAUCUCUCCCUUUCACUACCGUCUGUUUUGCUGCAGAUGAGUCUCCUUCUUCUGAGAUCAGCUCAACUGCCAGAAUCCGUAGCGAGGUUCUCUCUCCAUUCAGAUCAGUUCGCAUGUUCUUCUACCUAGCGUUCAUAGCGAGCGGUGCACUGGGAGGGCUGAUAGCCGCGUCGCAGCUGAUCGGCGCCCUUGCGAACCCGGCCAGAUCAGCUGAGGCCCCUGAGAUCCUCAAAGGCCUCGGCAUUGACCUCGGAGCUGUAUCUCUCUUUGCGUUUCUUUACCUGAGAGAGAACAAAGCCAAGAACGCUCAAAUGGAGAGGCUUUCGAGAGAAGAGAGCCUGUCCAAGCUGAAGCUGAGAGUCAAGAACUCGGCAACGGAGAAGAUAAUCUCGGUGGGCGAUCUGAGAGGGAUCGCGAGGAUCGUUAUCUGUGCGGGUCCUGCGGAUUUCGUAGAAGAAGCCUUCAAGAGAAGCAGAGGGUUCGCUGAUGGGCUCUUAGAGAGAGGUGUGAUUGUAGUGCCUUAUGCGACUGAUGGGAACUCACCCGUUCUUGAUUUUGAGGGAAGUGACGACGUCGAAGAUGAUGGAACGCGAGAGAGGAGGAUGAGACUGUGGAGGCUGGAUCCAGUUUACGUCCUCGAAUGGGCAAAAUGGUUAGACCAGCAAAAGAAGCUUGCCAGUAUCUCCUCGGACUCUCCAGUAGCUGGGUGUUGUAGGUAUCUGUCACUGCGUUUGGACGGGCGUGUUCGUGGGAGUGGAGUGGGUUACCCUCCAUGGCAAGCAUUGGUCGCACAGCUUCCUCCGAUUAAGGGAAUGUGGACCGGCCUUCUCGACGGCUUUGAUGGCCGAGUUUAAUACAUUUCAAUCAUAUCUCCGAAUUCUAUAUCUAAUGUUUUCUCCAUAGAUUUACCAAGCAAGGAUUCACAAUGUAAGAACAACAUUAGAAGAAGAGAAGGUCAACCUCUUGUUACA